Messenger RNA from Cucurbitaria berberidis CBS 394.84, 1476 nucleotides. RefSeq lists its product as uncharacterized. The transcript has a single exon. The record is from RefSeq and is a predicted model, not a curated record. The coding region runs from base 1 to 1476 and encodes 491 amino acids. Lineage: Eukaryota; Fungi; Ascomycota; Dothideomycetes; Pleosporales; Cucurbitariaceae.
AUGCCAUUCCGCGAUGGAUCCUGGGAAGACUUCCAGCGCGACUGUGCCCUCUUCCCCGCAUACACCGAUUACAUCUUCGGCCCUGACCUGCGACCAGAAGUGACUAACGAGCCUGGUCUACACCCAAUGCUGUUCCCACCUCAGCCACACGCACCGAUUCGAUAUACGAAUAGCUUUCCGUCGAGAACUAGGACUUACAGUGGCACGCAAGGUUUCAUGCAGCCUAGAAAUGGAGCGAAGGGGCCCCAGUCUAGGUCGGGUGAAGACAUGGCAUAUAUAGGACUGGGUAGAGAAGACAGCGGUAGCAGUAUCACUGGGAUGGACCUGCGAUCGCAUAUAGGAAGCUCCAUAAGCGACCUCAUACCACCACAGUCAGUACGCCCCGUUUCCGUAGCAGAGAUGACAAGUCGGAGAAUGUUAAACGCUUCUCAACGCCGUCCGUUGGCCGUAUCGCUCGCUACGCUAGACUCUUCUAAACCAUUUCCUAGGAACUUUUUGCGGCAGGCUCAGGUAGAAAACGGACCAAACCCUUGGUCGGGCCCAGCAGGUCGCGCUCCAGAUCCGUCCCUGGUCCGCUCUUCAUCCGCAACAGAUGUAGAUGAGCAGCUCGCCCAGAUGGCAGCUCGAAGAGGUCCUAUGCUUUCUCCUUCGGCAUCACCGUCACCGUUGCUCUCUUACCCAGCUCGGCUGCCGCAACACCAGUCACACCAAGUCUCUCUCGCUGCAUCGAACCCUCUUCCGUCUGCCCACACUCAUCUCCAAGCCCAGGCUACGCAGAACUCAACUCUGCAGAUCCCACUCGUCCAGCCAGAUGAUCUCGUGAGUAAUCCUCGAUACUUCUUCGUCGCCUAUGAGAACCGCCGGAAGCUCAACGAGCAGAUCAUAGGACGUUGGGAUAUUGUCGACAGUCAGUCAAGCACCGAGUUAAGAGCGCAGGCCAUGAUGGAGAUUGAGCAUGUCAGUCAAAGUCUAUACAAUGCGACAAGGAAAUAUGAAGAGGAGGUGCGGCAAAACAUGGAGUUGAAGAGACAAGUGCGAGCUUCAGCUGAACAGCACGGCUACAUGCAACCUCCAAGCGAGAGUUUGCUACAGUCUCCGAAUUUCCAUACGGCUCCCCAGUUAGGUUCGCGACAACAAAGUCCUAUCCCGGCCCAACAGCUCUCCCCUCAUUCACCGAAAGAAAGCUUGCUUCCGCCCCAACAACCCCCGAGACAGAUCUCGCAAGAGCUACGCAUAAAGAUUGACGCUGUUUUCCCUACGCUCUGGCGAUGUCUCCAGGUCGUCAAUGCUCUGCCUCCUGGUUCUCCCCCUUUCCCCCUAGAUCUUGUUGCGGAGAAGCAGCAGGCACAUCACUGGCUUUCAAGCUUCAAGGCGAAGCUUCCACUGGAAGGUCAUCAGUACGUCGAGCAGGUAGUAAUGCGGAUGUGGAAGGCCAAAGCUGAGGGGAGAGAUGUUUUGGAAGAAAUUGGUAAGUAA